Molecule: messenger RNA, 513 nt
Organism: Linum trigynum
Lineage: Eukaryota; Viridiplantae; Streptophyta; Magnoliopsida; Malpighiales; Linaceae
Source: the annotation of a GenBank genome assembly
AUGGGAAAGGAGAAAAACAAUGAGAAGAUACAGGGCACGAAGAGCCAUAUGAAGAAAGAGAACCAGAAAAUGGCACUAGAAAUAUCAAAGCAGAAAACCAAAAUGAAAGACCAGGAGAAGAAAGACCCACCCAUUACCUCAAAGAAGUUUGUGCAACAACAACCAGGCAAGCUGGGGAGUACGCCAACCAAACCUCAAGCUAAGCAGAGUGGAAGCCACUCCUCCCCCAGUAUUGAUCCCAGUAGGGAGGAAGUUGACAAGGGGCAAGGAAAGGAUGCAAAAGCAGGGCACCAACCAAAAAUGAAGACCAUAAGCCCUACUUCAAGCUCUCGUGAAACCCCCAAGCAGAAGAAAGAAAACCCGGAAAAUGGAGAUAACGUGACCAGGAAGAUAGAGUUCAACUCUAAACUGGUGAAUGACAGCUCUGUGCCAGAAAAUGCACUACACUCUGAUGCCACCACAGAAGGCCUGGCAAUGGGUGGAGAGACGGCCAUGGCCGUUGACAAUUGUUGA